AUGUUGGCUCCUCACUCAAAAGUUGAAAGGGAAAAACUUCAAGAAGUUUGUGCUCGUAUUACUUCUGAUCAUGAAGAGUUCAUAUCGUCCAUUACUUCUCAAUUCUCCAAGAUUCAAGAAGAUCUAGCCAUGGAAAGUAAGAUAAUGAACUCUCUAGCUAUCAAGACUGAAAGAGUUAAAGUUUUAACUGUCAAGCUAGAACAGGCUAAGAAACAAUUCCAGGAUUUGAAUACUCAGGACUCACAACUUGAUCUUCCAAAAGCUCCGAAGGUAUUCAAGUUUCGUUCUUUUAUCAAGGUUGUAGAUGUCCCCACUACUCAGAAUGGUGUUGAUCAAAUGCUCUUCACAUUCUAUCUUAAGCACAUGAGGUCACAGUAUGAGAUGUGGAGUGCAAAUGAGGAGAAAUAUGAGCCUAUUAUUGCUCAUCUAAAGCUCAUGACCAUUUCGUACAUUCAAGAGGUAGGGACGAUGGAUUUGGAGAUAGAAGUUGUAUUGCGAAAGAAGCCUAGUGUUGUUCCUAAGGAAUCUCCAAAAGGGUUUGAGAAGCUAAAGCCGGGAAAUUUUUACAAGGACAGUUGGUAUGUGGUAUUUGAAGAUAAGGAACGAAACGAAGCUGAUUAUCGUAAAACAUGUUUCUUCUUUCUAGAUAAACACCACUUCUUGUCUUGA
Messenger RNA from Lactuca saligna, 669 nucleotides. The record is from the annotation of a GenBank genome assembly. Lineage: Eukaryota; Viridiplantae; Streptophyta; Magnoliopsida; Asterales; Asteraceae.